GUUUUCUAAAUAGUGUGUUUUAGAGGCUUAGAGAUUAUGUGUGCUUCUACACUAUGGUGUAUGUGUGUUGUGUUUUUGUGUUUUUUUCUGCUGGCUGUACAAAUAAUUGCCCCUUGGGGACAAUAAAGUAUCCUUGACCUUGACAUAGACCAACUACAUCAAGCAACCUUUAAACCAGAGGUGUCCAAACAGUUCCACGGAGGGACGAGUGUCUGCAGGUCUUUGCUCUCUCCUUGUACUUAAAGCGGUGGAAGAGUGGCACAUAUUGUAUAUGGGAAGUUGCACACAACCAGAAUGGCAAUAUCAAAGAACAAGCUGAGUGUCUUUGUCAUCCUGAUGGCCUGCUAUAUUUUGGAAACACAGGAAUUAAUUGACAUUUCAAGCCUAAUUUCACAGGUAUUCAACACAAAGGAGAACCCGCAUUAUUUGAGAGGAAAAAGAGCAGUACCAGUCAAUCAUUGGACCUACAUUAUUGACAUCGAAGUCAAUGUGUCAGCUAUUGAAACUAUACAACAAAUUAAGACAGCUGUAAAUUCAACAAGUCUUCCGUACGUUAUCAACAACACCACUAAAAUCUCUGAAAUUGACAUCACCACAGUUUGCUCCCUUAAUGGAACUGGAUUCCAGUGCAGAUGUGAGAACCAGUAUCAAUGGUCAUGUGACCAGUGUCUCUCUUAUGGAAGAUGUGAUGACACUACAUCUGACACAUGUGGAUGUAUCAAUGCUAUUCCUUCAGAUGGAAUAUACUGCCAGUCGUUUUUCCAGAAAAACUUUACAGCAUGUCCAACCACUACAGCCUCUCCAACAACAGACCUUACAACAUCUGCCACAACAGAACAGAAUAAUAUUGCUUUCCCAACAAGCCAAGUGAUCACUGUUACCGAUUCAACAGUACCACCAACUCUUUACAUGUACAUGAUUGAAAUUGAGCUGAAUAUCACAGAUGUUGCAGCAAUAAAUACACUGAGAACCAGUUUGGGAAAUGCAAGUUACCCUGUUACAAUGAAUAGCCUGACACAAAUCACUGGUGUUAACAUCUCUACAGUUUGCUCCUUUAGUGGAACUGGAUUCCAGUGCAGAUGUGAGAACCAGUAUCAAUGGUCAUGUGACCAGUGUCUCUCUUAUGGAAGAUGUGAUGACACUACAUCUGACACAUGUGGAUGUAUCAAUGCUAUUCCUUCAGAUGGAAUGUACUGCCAGUCGGUUCUCCAGCAAAACUUUACAGCAUGCCCGACCACUACAGCCUCUCCAACAACAGAUUCAACAGUACCACCAACUCUUUACAUGUACAUGAUUGAAAUUGAGCUGAAUAUCACAGAUGUUGCAGCAAUAAAUACACUGAGAACCAGUUUGGGAAAUGCAAGUUACCCUGUUACAAUGAAUAGCCUGACACAAAUCACUGGUGUUAACAUCUCUACAGUUUGCUCCUUUAGUGGAACUGGAUUCCAGUGCAGAUGUGAGAACCAGUAUCAAUGGUCAUGUGACCAGUGUCUCUCUUAUGGAAGAUGUGAUGACACUACAUCUGACACAUGUGGAUGUAUCAAUGCUAUUCCUUCAGAUGGAAUGUACUGCCAGUCGGUUCUCCAGCAAAACUUUACAGCAUGCCCGACCACUACAGCCUCUCCAACAACAGAUGCUACAACCCUUGAGCCAACAACACAACUGACCACUGUUACCUAUUCAACAGUACCACCAACUCUUUACAUGUACAUGAUUGAAAUUGAGCUGAAAAUCACAGAUGUUGCAGCAAUAAAUACAAUGAGAGCCGGUCUGGGAAAUGCAAGUUACCCUGUUACAAUGAAUAGCCUGACACAAAUCACUGGUGUUAACAUCUCUACCGUUUGCUCCCUUAAUGGAACUGGAUUCCAGUGCAGAUGUGAGAACCAGUAUCAAUGGUCAUGUGACCAGUGUCUCUCUUAUGGAAGAUGUGAUGACACUACAUCUGACACAUGUGGAUGUAUCAAUGCUAUUCCUUCAGAUGGAAUGUUCUGCCAGUCGGUUUUCCAGCAAAACUUUACAGCAUGUCCAACCACUACAGCCUCUCCAACAACAGAUGAUACAACAUUUGAGUCAACAACACAACUGACCACAGUUACAGAUGCAACAACACUUGAACAAACGACACAGUUUACCACAGUUACAAAAAUUACGUUGUUAACCAUAUCCUUCAAACUGAAUGAUAAUUUCACAGCUGACUUAAUGAAUGAAAGUAGUUCCAAAUAUUUAAAGUACAAAAACGAUAUUCAACCAGUUAUCCAGGCACAGUAUCAGAGUAACCUUCCAGGGUUUAUUUCAGCAGCACUGACAGGUUUUGGACCCGGAAGUGUUAUAGUCAACUUUUCAGUUCUGACCACAGGUGCAAAAGAAAAUGAAAUUGAUAACGCCAAUAAUGGACUUGCAACAUCACUUCCAGCUGCUUAUCGUGUUAUUCCCAACUCUUUUGUUGUUGUUUCUAAUGACACAUCAACCACUCCACCAACAAUAACCCCAACAACAACAACCCCAAUGACAACAACAACCCCAAACACAACAACAACCCCAGCAACAACUGCAAAACCACCAGUUGGUGUCUUGCCUGAAAUCAACAACCUACUGACAAGUUCUGUGAAUUUGUCUGAAUCAAAAUUUGAAGAUUUUGUUGUUGAUCUAAGUGGAAACUCAAGCAGUCUACAAAGUAACAUCACUUCAUCACCUAUAAAUAUUGUCAGCAUUGUAAACAUUCUAAGUAACAUUGCAGAAAUUUCAAAGAAUAUCAGCGCAGUUAGCAUGAAGAACAUUCUACAAACAGUGGAUAUCAUAGUAUCUGAUGAUGCAUCAGGAGCCUGGAGAAAUUUAAAUGACAACACUAAUCAAAAUACAAGCUCUAGUUUACUGCGCUCCUUGGAAACCUUUGCGUCAGUUCUUCCAGCAGAGUCCUUUAAUAUGACAACAAAGAAUAUCCAAUUAAAUAUAACCAUGGUCAACACAUCAUUCAACGCAUUCUUGAACUCAAGUGUGCAAAUGAAUAUUAAAGCUAAUUCCACUGGCAACAUAAUCACCACUAUGACCUUCUCCACGCUCCAAAAUGUGUUACCUCCCAGGAAUGCCAGAAAUGACAGUUUGAACGACACCACCAUCAAUGGAAAGGUAGUGCUGGUGAAGUUCACUGGAUGGACUGACAGUGUCUCAUUGACAUUCAGUAAGCUGGAACAUAACCUCACAGUCAAUCCCCAGUGUGUUUUCUGGAAUUUCAGUUUUUUUGACAACCGUGGAGCGUGGGAUAAUGAAGGUUGUUCAUUUAAGUCUGAUAUGAAUGGAAAGGUUUCAUGUUUUUGUAACCACCUGACCUCCUUCUCCAUUUUGAUGUCAACGUCCAUUCCAGAAUCUAUUGCAUACGCCUUGGAUUUAAUCACUUAUAUUGGUGUUGGCAUAUCGAUGGGUAGCUUAGUCGUGUGCCUCAUCAUUGAGGCUUGUGUUUGGAAGGCCAUGACCAGAAACAACACCGCCUAUAUGCGUCACGUCUCCAUAGUGAACAUCGCCGUGUCUCUCCUGAUUGCCGACAUUUGGUUUAUCAUUGGUGCGUCGCUAAUAAAAGCCGAUUUCCAAAACCCAAGUGAAACCACUACAGAUGUACCAGCGUGUACUGCAGCAACAUUUUUCAUUCACUUCUUUUACCUGGCUCUGUUCUUCUGGAUGCUGAUUUCAGGACUUCUUCUUUUCUACCGGACCAUCCUGGUUUUUUCACACUUGUCAAAAUCCACCAUGCUGGCUAUUGGCUUUUCUGUGGGCUACGGCGCACCGUUAAUCAUAGCUGUUGUUACCAUAGCAUCCACAGCUGGAAGUGGUGGUUAUAUAAAUGGAAAUAAAGCCUGUUGGCUCAACUGGAGCAAGACAAAGGCCCUUCUUGCUUUUGUAAUACCGGCACUGGCUAUAGUGUUCAUCAACUUUCUGAUCCUGAUUGUGGUCCUGUACAAAAUGCUGAGGAGAGGUAUGGGAGACUCCUUACAGCAAAAUGACCGAAAUGCUGCAGUGAUCAUCGCCAGGUGUCUGGCUAUUCUCACUCCCUUGUUUGGCCUUACCUGGGGACUGGGAGUAGGAACCAUGUUUAAUCCAACAAAUGAGGGAAUCCAAAUUGUGUUUGCCCUGUUCAAUUCACUACAGGGUUUCUUUAUUUUGAUGUUUGGGACACUUUUGGAUGGCAAGAUACGAGCAGCUUUAGCUGCAACAUUUUACUCCAUUGCCUCAAGCUCUGAUCGUACAAGGAGUACUAGUGCUGAUGCAGCGACAUCAUCGUCAUCCACUAGUGCAUUGGACCUUCUCCGAAGAAGAAUACGAAGGAAGGCCUACAAUGUUUCGGAAGCUGCAAAUUCUUCCAGCAGCAAUGAUGUAACUGAGUCUUUCAUCAAUAUCGAUCUGAAUGCAACCGACAUUUAAGAGGCAGUAGUAUUGGCUCAUGUAUAGAACCAAGUUAAUCUCAUUUAGAACAUUUUAUAAACAUUAAAAAAAAAAUUGCUUUGAAUAUGACUCUGGAAUUGGCAAAGGCAAUACAAUUUAUUAUUUUCUGGAUUGUCUGAGAUACUUUUUUUGUGCUUAGGACAGAGUCAAGCAACUGCUCUGCAUGAUUAUCUUGAACAAAACAUAGCACUUUAAAUAAUGUAUGUGAUUGAAGGCCAUCAUAUUCAAAAUCUAAAGCAAUAUCCACAUUUAUUAAAUCUGUUAUA
This is a messenger RNA of Esox lucius (northern pike), 4700 nucleotides long. Its product is annotated as adhesion G-protein coupled receptor F1-like. The record is from RefSeq and is a predicted model, not a curated record. The transcript is spliced from 31 exons. Gene Ontology annotation, molecular function: G protein-coupled receptor activity. Gene Ontology annotation, cellular component: membrane. Gene Ontology annotation, biological process: cell surface receptor signaling pathway; G protein-coupled receptor signaling pathway. NCBI's taxonomy places the organism in Eukaryota, Metazoa, Chordata, Actinopteri, Esociformes, Esocidae. Bases 295 to 4413 code for a protein of 1372 amino acids.